Penicillium coprophilum is the source of this 3495-nucleotide messenger RNA. Its product is annotated as MFS multidrug transporter. Gene Ontology annotation, biological process: transmembrane transport. The transcript has 13 exons. Lineage: Eukaryota; Fungi; Ascomycota; Eurotiomycetes; Eurotiales; Aspergillaceae. The record is from RefSeq and is a predicted model, not a curated record. Gene Ontology annotation, molecular function: transmembrane transporter activity. The coding region runs from base 1 to 3495 and encodes 1164 amino acids.
AUGUCCCGAUUCGCUUUUUUAAAGCAUGUCGAUGGUGCAGAAGACAAAAGAUGCGAUGUGAUGCGCGUAGUCAAGUCCCUUGCUUCCGCUGUCGCUCCACCGGCCGGGACUGCAUCUUGGACCCCAUCGAUGAUGGCCGACGACGAAGUGAUCGUCGGCGGAAAACAACAACCCCAUCAAGAUCCUAGAACUGGAUAUCACACACCGGCAUCAAGAGAUCAGGGGUUCUCACCUGCCACCGUACAAGAUGGCGGCUUUGACACUUCAAUUGACUCUUUGCCUAGUUCUACAGGAUUAAAUAGCCUCCAGCGGUCUUAUACUUCUGAUGCCAAUGGACCCGAGUCCCAACAGCUCAGCCCUAAUGAAAUGAUCGCGCCUGCAUCAGCGGUACACUCAAUGUCUGUAAAUUUGCUAGGUACUAAUGAUAUUUUCAUGGAAAAUUCAACAAAGGGUGACCCCAGAGGAGAUGUCGUCGCUAGAGGAAUCGUUAGUGAGGAGCUUGCUCGUGUCAUGUAUGAGAGGUUUACGGGAGGAUCAAAAAACUUUCUUCCUCUUUUUGACCCGAUUAGAGAUACAUUCGACUCUGUCCGUUCAAGGUCCUUGUUUUGCUUUACCGUGAUCAUAUAUCUGGCUAGUCGCGCCGUGACAGAUUUGCGCGGAGACACUCAUAUGCAGCGUGUUCUGCAAGAUGAAGCACAACGUUUGGCCGAAGACAGCUUCUUCGAGCGACCCACCAAACUAGAAACAGUCCAAGGAAUGAUUCUCCUAGCUGCCUACUCUGAGAAGACGUGGUUCUCUAUUGCUCUCAUUCUUCGCACCGCUCUAGAUUCGGGGUUGGAGAAGUCUUUAGACACUUUGCUGUCCCAAGAAAACGUACCCCGAAGUUCGCUCUCGGCCUCCAUGGCUGAGCGUGAGUUGGUAUGGCAGACAAGAACCUGGUUAAUCAGUUUCACAUUGGAGCUGGACGUGGCGUCAGGGACCGGACGCAAAUCACGCAUCGCCGAGGUUGACGUGGUCAAGCUGCGCAGAUUCCUUGAUUAUCCACUCUCCUUGCCUUGUGAUAUGCGGACUGUAUGUAUCAUUGAGCUUCAUCAACUUCGAGGUAAUUCUCGCAUGAUUAUUGACAAUACGUCAACUAUUUCCGAUAUUGUGUCCACAGAGAUACCGGCCAUUAUGUCAAGAUUGCAAAAUUGGUGGACGACGUGGGACGAAAUCCAUGAAAGGGCCUUUCAACGCAGCAGCCUGAAGCUUAUGCUUCACUAUGCCAGGAUAUUUGUUUUCUGUGCUUCCUUAGCACGCAUUCAAAAAUUACAACCGACGUACUCGGAUUCAAGCUCUGAGAUUCUCGACCAGAAUGUGAUGAACCUGUGGCAGUCUCUCGUCACAACCAUCAUGGAUCAAUUGGGCUUUUUGAUCAACGAGCCAUCAUAUCGUUGUCAACUACCUUGGGCGCCAACGUACCCAGCUCUCACAGUCGCUUUCGUCACAACGUUCGCUCUUCGGAUUGCCAGGUGGCGUCCAAAUCUGAUCAAUCAAAGCCUUGUACUUGAAAGAGCAGAAAAAAUCUGCGACUUCCUGAAACAACCCCCAUAUCCCGAUAUCCACCGCACCGUCUCCAUCUUCGUGAACUAUGCACGCGCCUUGAUUGCGAGUCAGCGUCCGCCGAGCAACCCUAGUACAGAUGUACCUAUCAUGUCGGACCAAAGUGAGGGCCCACCCUUCGAGGGACCUGAUACUAAUCCCAUGAUCAACGGCCCGCCUCCAUCGGGGGUGGGUCCCCUUGACGAUCUGCGUUACAGAACCGCCCCAACCAUUCAGGGCGAUAAAGAUUCAAAUAUGGUCUCGAUGCCAAGUAGUGACCCAUCUGCAGUGGCCAGAGCGCCCGUAUCUCGGCUAUCCGGCACAAUGGAGGCACCCAACUGGACUGUUUCAAACUCCAUUGCAGACUCUUUUGAAAAGGAUGAAAAUUCUGACAAGAGGUCCCUUGCGUCAACGGAGAAUAAUCAAAAGUCAAAUGGCGAUUACCAAAUAGUCCAACUGUCUCAGGAUGAACUACUUGUCGAGUUUCAGCAAAACUCACCAAGAAACCCACCAAACUGGGCCUUUAAGAAAAAGCUGUAUAAUGCGGUUGUGGCGUUAUUUGUUGUGCUCAAUAGCGGCAUAUCAACUGCACUUCCUAGCAAUGCAGUCCCCGCUAUCAUGCAGGACUUCCACGAGUCCGGAGAUCAACAAAAAGUCUUACCAACCGCGGUCUUUCUUGUUGGCUAUGUGGUUGGGCCUCUGUUAUUCAGUCCACUGAGUGAAACUAUUGGACGUAAACCCGUUCUUCUCUGGUCAUUUGCUAUUUUCGUCCUCGCUACUCUUGGUUGUGCUCUAGCGCCGAAUUGGUCCUCUUUUCUUGUCUUUCGGACCAUUUGCGGUCUGGUAGGCGCUGCCCCUCAGACUGUUGUUGGUGGUAUUUAUGCAGACCUGUUUUUCGAUAUGCGAACUCGUGGCCGUGCAAUGGCAAUGUAUAUGUCGGCUUGCAGUUUUGGUCCCAUUCUAGGGCCAAUUAUCUCCGGGUGUUCGGUGAAAUAUGGUUGGCGAUGGACUUUCAGAAUCGAACUGAUUCUCACAGGCGUUACUUGGUUGGCUCUGCUCUUGACUUCUGAAACCUUCGGACCAGCACUCUUGAAGCAACAAGCUGCCAAAUUGAGAAAGGAGACGGGGUCGAAUCGAUACUUCUCGCGCCAGGAGCUUAACCUGGACUCGAGAUUCACCCCGAUGGAGAUUAUCACUCGUCCCAUCGCGAUGCUCUUCUUUGAGCCUAUCAUCACCUCAACAUCCAUUUAUAUUGCCAUCGCAUAUAGCCUGGUCUUCUUCUAUUUCCAGGCCUAUCCCAUCAUCUUCGGAGGUGUCUAUGGUUUCACCGUCGAACAAACUUCCUUGUCCCUCAUCCCUAUUGGCGUCGGCGCUGCAUCUUCCGGCUUCGUCGCACUCUACUACGACAUAAUCUAUGAAAAGGCCAAAAAGCUCAACAAAGCUUGGACUUCCAGUCCAGAAGUCCACCGACUCCCCAUGUCUUGCAUCGCCGGCCCCUGUCUCACAAUAAGCAUGUUCUGGCUCGCCUGGUCAGCAAAAUCAACCAUGCACUGGGCCGCACCUGUGAUGUCAGGGUUCGUCUUCGGGUUCGGCUUCCAGAUCAUCUUCAUCUCGCUUCUUACCUACGUCACCGACGCAUACAAAAUCUACUCAGCCAGCGCAUUGGCAGCUUCCGUUAUUGUGCGUAGCAUUGCUGGUGCGCUUUUCCCGCUAGCCGCUGAGCCGCUCUAUACAUCUUUCGGAGUUGCUUGGGCGACUUCCCUGAUUGGGUUUGUUAGUCUGGCUUGCAUUCCCAUUCCUUUUGCUUUGAUGCGAUGGGGUCCCUGGAUUCGGGAGCGAAGUCCCUUCUGUCAAAGGCUGAUCUUGGAAGAGAAACUCAGGGCUAGCGGAGCGAGUACACCUGCGCAGGUAUGA